Molecule: messenger RNA, 3872 nt
Organism: Gavia stellata (red-throated loon)
Lineage: Eukaryota; Metazoa; Chordata; Aves; Gaviiformes; Gaviidae
Gene: JADE2
Product: jade family PHD finger 2
Exons: 12
Coding region: 28-2562 (844 amino acids)
Biological process (GO): regulation of transcription by RNA polymerase II
Cellular component (GO): histone acetyltransferase complex
Source: RefSeq, a predicted model, not a curated record
CUCCUGGAGGACGCUCUCCCGGCAAAGAUGGAAGAAAAACGACGCAAGUACUCGAUCAGCAGUGAUAACUCAGACACCACUGACAGUCAUACCACAUCGGCCUCCAGAUGCUCCAAAAUUCCGAAUACCAAAUCCACCUGGUCACGGCAGAAGGAGAAGAAGCCCUCUGAGGUUUUCCGUACGGAUCUGAUAACGGCCAUGAAGAUCCCCGACUCCUUCCAGCUGAGCCCCGACGAGUACUACGUCCUGGCCGAUCCCUGGAGGCAGGAGUGGGAGAAGGGCGUCCAGGUGCCGGCAAGCGCCGAGGCCAUCCCCGAGCCCGUGGUCAGGAUCAUACCCCAGCUGGAGAACUCGCCUUCACAGGUUUCACCUAGUAGCCUGCCUGGCUCUGAGAUUUCGGAAGCUACGAGGACUUACUUGCAAGGAGUGAGCCGCUAUGACCUGGACGAGCUCGAUGCUUGCUGGUUGGAACUUGUUAAUAUGGAGCUCAAGGAGAUGGAAAAGCCCGAGCUGGACGAGAUCACCCUGGAGCGAGUGCUGGAGGAGCUGGAGACCAUGUGCUACGAGAAUAUGAACAUCGCCAUCGAAACGGAGGAGGGCUUGGGCAUCGAGUACGACGAGGACGUGGUGUGCGACGUCUGCCGCUCGCCGGAGGGGGAGGACGGCAACGAGAUGGUGUUCUGCGACAAGUGCAACGUCUGCGUGCACCAGGCGUGCUACGGCAUCCUGAAGGUCCCCAUCGGGAGCUGGCUGUGCCGGACCUGCGCCCUCGGGGUUCAGCCAAAGUGUCUACUGUGCCCGAAGAGAGGGGGAGCGCUGAAGCCCACCCGGAGCGGGACGAAAUGGGUCCACGUUAGCUGUGCCUUAUGGAUACCUGAAGUUAGCAUUGGAUGUCCUGAAAAAAUGGAACCCAUUACGAAGAUCUCACAUAUCCCAGCAAGCAGAUGGGCUUUGUCCUGCAGCCUCUGCAAGGAGUGCACUGGGACAUGUAUUCAGUGCUCCAUGCCCGCCUGCGUCACCGCGUUCCACGUCACCUGCGCCUUCGACCACAACCUCGACAUGCGGACUAUUCUAGCAGACAACGACGAAGUGAAGUUCAAGUCCUUCUGCCUUGAGCACAGCACCGGUGCCACCAAGUUGCCCGAGGAGGCACGGACAGAGCCCGACCAAGCCCAGCUGGACUUGGAGAAGGUCACGCUGCGAAAGCAGAAGCUCCAGCAGCUGGAGGAGGACUUCUAUGAACUCGUGAAGCCUUCGGAGGUGGCGGAGAACCUUGACUUAAGCGAAUCGCUGGUGGAUUUUGUCUACCAGUACUGGAAGCUGAAGAGGAAAGCAAAUUCCAACAAACCACUGCUGACACCAAAAACAGAUGAAGUGGACAACUUGGCCCAGCAAGAACAGGAUGUUCUCUACCGGCGCUUAAAGCUCUUCAUGCACCUCAGGCAAGACCUGGAGAGGGUUAGAAAUCUCUGUUACAUGGUGACGAGACGCGAGAAAAUGAAACACACCAUUUGUAAACUCCAGGAGCAGAUCUUCCAUCUCCAGAUGAAGCUUAUUGAGAAAGAUCUUUACCCAGAACAAACUGGGAAGAAGACAAAGGGUAAGAAAAGUGACCCGAGAAGGAAAGGAAGAGAUGGUAGAAAAAAUAGUCCCGAGAAGAAAGAGAAAAGGAAAUCAGUCAACGAAACUGUAUUGGGACAACUGGGCUUGUCAACCUCCUUCCCCAUCGAUGGGACCUUCUUCAACAGCUGGUUGGCGCAGUCAGUCCAGAUCACCGCCGAGAACAUGGCCAUGAGCGAGUGGUCCCUCAACAACGCCCACCACGAGGACAGCACCCCCGGCCUCUCCGAGGAGCUCCUCCAGGACGAGGAGACCUUGCUGAGCUUCAUGAUGGACCAUUCCCUCAGGUCCCCGUUCAAGCAGAGCGAGGCCGCAAAGAAGGUGAAAAGCAAAACGAGAACGAACACUAAGAAAAAGCUGUCCAGGAGCAGCCCCCCCGCUGUGGGUGGGAGCCACCCGGAGAGCUCGGAGCCCUGGACUAACAACGCCAGCGACUUGUCGGAUGACGCCGCCAAGCCCUUCGCUCCCGAUUCCAGACCGAGCAAGUCGGAGAAAGGGGCGGCGAAGCUUCCCGCCGACCGCAAAGGGACGGGCGAGGCUAAAAAGGCGGCCAAGAAGGGCUCAAUCCCGAAAGCCGGUGAGCCUCACCCCCCGGCCGGGGCGAAGGGCUGCGUCAGCAAGGAGGAGGAGGAGGAGACGCUGCGCUGCGCUCAGCCGGAGCCCAGCCCCGCGGCCAAAGUGCCUGACUCCGUAGGUAGCCCCAAAACCGUCGUGCGGUUCAAAUUACCAAAGGAGAGCCGAGGGACUCGGAGGUCGCAGCCCCCCAAGCCCGAUGGCACCGGCGGAGCUCCCUUGCGUCACUUCGACGCCGAGGCGGACGGCUACUUCUCCGACGCAGAGAUGAGCGACUCGGACGGGGAGUCCCGCGGCGGCAGGGCGCAGCGGGGCCAGCUGGAUGCGGCCGGCGAGGACAUCGUCAGGAUGAGCAUCCUGGCAUCCUAACUCCUCCCGACCGCGCCGGCUCGACGAGGCCUCAACCCAGUCACAACUGCCAUGUCCAAUUUCUGCCUGGUAUCGCAGCAGGGGGGAUUUUUAAUAUGUGUAUAUAGUUGGAAAUUCGGCACUGUUGUCUUUCUCUUCUCUAUACGCCUGAGAUACAGCUUCAGCUUCACCGACAUCGAUGACCGUGACAGCAGUGGUCCCUCCCCAGCUCCCCGCCAGACCCCACUUCCCGGGAACGCGAGCCGGCACCCAGCGGGACCGAUGCCGAGGGUGCCGAGAGGGCGAAGGGUGCCAGUACCCAUGCUUUCUGCAGGGAUGACAGUUUAAUUAAUGGGCAUUACUUAACGAGGGGCAGAUUUCUGCCCGGGACGGUUGCCCCGGAGCAGGGAGUGAGCGGAGGGUAUGGUAGCGGUCAGCUGCGGGAGGGGAAAUACCUGCCUGCGUGCGCCUAGGCGAGGAGGCAAAAUAAGCGAUACUAAAAUAAAUAAUGACUAAAGCACAAAAAGCUUGUUGGAGGAAAGCUCUUGGGGUGGAAGAGAGCAAUGUUACGUUUAUAUUUUUAGGAAAAAAAACAAAAACCUCGGUCAUUAUUCUUCCCCUCGCCUUUCCAUCCGGUCGGGAUGCGUCCAGGGGCCGGGAUGCACAAUUUCUCCCCGUCCCUGCCCCGUUGAGGACAUUAGAAAAACUGAAGUGAUUUACUCAGGUGAAUUGAUCAGCUGUUAGCAAGCUGGAAAAAUGGAAAGGUGGGGCAGGAUGGAGGAGAAAAGCAUCCUUUAAAAACACCGUGGGGAGUCGGGGUUGGUUUAACCCGGGGGGUUGAGCGAAGUUUUUCUGCCCGUGCUUCUCUCCGAUGGCUGCCGUGGUCCUACCGUGCCGGCGCAGCACGUUUGAAAUCCCCUUUGCCAACGAAACGCUUGGCCCCGAGGUCAAACGUCCCGUCACCGAGGGGAAAUGGAAACGCUUGCCUUCACCAUUUUGUUUUCCUACUAAACGCUACAAUGGAAAUGGUGAAUUUAUUCCUCCCCAUCCUUUUUUUUUUUUUUUUAUUCCUUAAAUCCUGGUUACAAGCUGUUGACUCAUUGUGGGAGGGUGAUUCACAGAAGCUGACAUUAUAAGUAUUACAAUAAUUUAAUGCAUAAAAUGUCCCCAAUAAGCCUUAAAUGUUGUUUAAAAGCCCAUGUUACCUACAAGUCAGGCGAAUUUCCAUGUUUGCACUUAAUUGCACCAUUACUUCGGUUUUGGCUUCAAAGGUCACAGUUAAGUCAUGCUACGUGUUUUAUUGGAGUGACCCCAGUGUGAGCUCAGGGAAC